AUGGCCGGAGCUGAGUUCAUCUCCAACUGGAUGAAGGCCCAGAAGCCGAUGGCGCCGCAAAUGAAGAACGCUCCAGCAUUCUAUCGCGGCCUUGAGGAAAGCCUGGACGUCAAGAGAGCGAGCCACGCUAUGUUCCCUCGUGUGAUUGCGGCUUGGAAGAGCGGAGAGUCCAUUGACUUCUGUUCCAAUGAUCUGCUGUCCAUGGGCAAGACUGGCAAGAUGCGAGUCGCUUUUCUGGCAGAGCUGGCAAAGCACCCAGAUUUCGCCAUGUACGCUGGCGGCACCCGCAUCAUGGAUGGCAACUACGAGUACCUGGAACAAACGGAACAAGAAGUCGCUGACUUCCACGGCGCGGAGUCUGCACUCAUGGUCAACUCUGGCUGGGAGGCAAACACUGCGAUUUACACCGCGAUCCCGCGCCCUGGCGAUGUGAUCGUUUACGAUGAGCUGGUACACGCCAGCACGCACGAUGCAAUGGCUCAUUCCCUUGCUGCUAGCAAGGUUCCGUUUCGUCACAAUGAUGUCGAUGCGUAUCGCGAAGCACUGGCGUCUGCGUACGACAGUCAUCCAAUGAUUCGCGAUGGUUCACGCUGUGUCAUCAUCUCUGUGGAGUCAGUCUAUAGCAUGGACGGUGAUGUUUGCCCACUGGAGGAGUUCAUCGAGAUCUCGAAAGAGAUCUUUCCCAAGGGAAAUGCCAUUUUCGUCGUUGACGAAGCGCAUGCUACUGGUAUUCUGGGCCCAAAGGGCGCAGGUCUCGUAUCCAAGCUUGGCCUGGAGAAAGAAAUUGCCGUCCGCCUCCACACGUGCGGAAAGGCUUUGGCGUCUUCUGGAGCUUUCAUCCUGGGAAGCCAGACCGUUCGGCGUACGCUGAUCAACUAUGCUCGCUGCGUGAUCUAUACGACUGCUCCGUCGUUUCCAUCAGCGGCGGCGGUACGUUCUGGAUACGGUCUUCUGCGAUCUGGAGCGACAGAAGAGGCUCAAGCCAGGAUACAAUUCCUCGUGAAGUACUUCUUCAAGACCAUCACUUCGAAUCCCGUGUGGGAGAAAGCUUCCGAAACCGGAAUUCUCGCCAUCCCAGUGGCGGAUGACUGGGAAAAUACCGAGUGGCACGCUCACAUUGUUCCCUUGUGGACUCGUCAGCGAUACAACUGGUUCCUCGUUUUCCACCUGCAGCUCGCCGGCAUCUCGGCCCUUCCUGUCGACUAUCCCACUGUCCCAAAGGGUCAAGGUCGGAUCAGACUCAUGUUCCACGCCGCAAAUACCGAGGCUGAAGUGGACCACCUGGCGAAGACUGUCUGUGACUGGGCGCAGGAGAUGAUUGAUAUCGAGAGUGGAGUGACGGAGGUCAAGAUUCCCGUCGCUGCACAGCAGGCAUAUGCUUUGAUGGCCAUGUGA
Zymoseptoria tritici IPO323 is the source of this 1395-nucleotide messenger RNA. RefSeq names its product 5-aminolevulinate synthase (gene ALS2). NCBI's taxonomy places the organism in Eukaryota, Fungi, Ascomycota, Dothideomycetes, Mycosphaerellales, Mycosphaerellaceae. Gene Ontology annotation, molecular function: pyridoxal phosphate binding. Bases 1 to 1395 code for a protein of 464 amino acids. Gene Ontology annotation, biological process: biosynthetic process. The transcript is spliced from 6 exons. The record is from RefSeq and is a predicted model, not a curated record.